AUGUCGGAUGAUUGUGACAUUUUGGGACCACUAGGAUUUUCAAUAUAAAUUCUGCUGGGUGUGUUUUCAUUCUUUAUUUUGAUUUAUAAAAGAAUUGUGGAAAAACCGAAGAGACAAUGGAAAGUGUGGGGAUUAGAUACAUCCAAACAAGGAUGUUCGUAAGUCUUUGCUCAUUUUCUGAAUGUUGCAUUGGCUAUACAUUUGUCAGGGGAUUCUGAUGAGUGUGUUUGGUAUUUGGCCACAUUGUUAUUGGAUACAACAAUUGGAGUAUUAUUUAGUUAUGUAAUCCUAAAAUUAGUUGAACUUACAUUAGAGCAUUUUUAAAUGGCAAAUUAUCGUUCAGGAAACUAUUUUUUAAUUAUUAUGCCAGAUGACCAAGUUAAAAAAAAUGAAAUGAAUAAUAAAGAUAAAGUGCCUGCUGGUACUAAUCUCAUCAAGCCUAUAAUUAAAAUUGAUUUAAAAGCAUGGUUCAUUCAAUUAAUUUUGUGGAUACUAGUAGUGUCUAUUUCUAAAUUCUUCCUUUUUCUAUUGCAAUUAGUCAUUGGUUUCAUUUUAGAAAGCAUUUCUUAGUUCAUUUUAUCUCCAUUUUCAGAUUUGGCAACCUUUAAACUGAUUAUUGUGAUGUGUAUUAUCCCUGUGUUUAUGAAUGGUUUACAAUUUUGGAUUUAAGAUAAUUUUCUAAAAAAGACUGAAUUCACAAUAUAAGAAAAAAAAUACGUCUUAAGUGAGAUGUACGUUGAUGAGGAAUUAACUAACUUUGCUUAAUUAGAUAAUUUUGUUAAUAAUCCAGUAUGUAUAUUCAUCAAAUUUCUGACUUAGGAAGUUAAAAGUGACCAUUGCUUAGACAAAUUGCAAAUGGAAAUGGCCAAUGUAGGAGUUGGUGUGCAAUAAAUAACUAAAGGAUACCAAAAGGCAGAUUUUGAGUGAUUUAUAAUUAAUAAUUGAAAAAUUUAUGAGAUUUUCUAAA
Paramecium tetraurelia is the source of this 967-nucleotide messenger RNA. RefSeq lists its product as uncharacterized. The transcript has 6 exons. NCBI's taxonomy places the organism in Eukaryota, Ciliophora, Oligohymenophorea, Peniculida, Parameciidae. Gene Ontology annotation, cellular component: membrane. The record is from RefSeq and is a predicted model, not a curated record.